Molecule: messenger RNA, 1134 nt
Organism: Lactuca virosa
Lineage: Eukaryota; Viridiplantae; Streptophyta; Magnoliopsida; Asterales; Asteraceae
Source: the annotation of a GenBank genome assembly
CCUCUUCAACACCAAAAAAAUGACAUUUUUGCCACAAAGGUUUCUUCUUUCAUGUCUUGUUCUUUUUAGUUGUUCUUUCCUGCUUCCGGUUUUUUCUCGAGGGCUCAUUUAUAAGCCCCCGAACGUCGAGCAGUUAACAGAUCAUUUCCACCCAACACCUGUUGCUGGGAACAUGUUAACUAUUUUUGGAGCACCGAAUAUUCAUAUGAAAAGCAAUGGAUCGUAUGCUGAUAUUAUCCUAGACAAAACUUCAGGUUCUGGAUUAGUUUCUAAAGAAAAAUAUUUCCAUGGAUUCUUUAGUGCUGCAAUAAGGCUGCCUGUGGGAGUUACAUCAGGAGUAGUACUAGCUUUCUAUAUGUCUAAUUCAGAUGUGUAUCCACACAACCAUGAUGAGAUUGACUUCGAAUUGCUUGGGCAUGAGAAGAGAAAAGAAUGGGUUCUUCAAACAAAUAUCUACGGGAAUGGAAGUGUCAAACUUGGAAGAGAAGAGAAGUUUUACCUUUGGUUUGACCCCACACAAGACUUUCAUCAAUAUAGCAUACUAUGGAAUACCCAUCACAUAGUAUAUUUAGUAGACAAUAUACCAGUACGUGAGGUAAUCCACAAUCAAGCAUCAUCUUUGGUAUAUCCUUCAAAGCCAAUGUCGUUAUAUGUAACCAUCUGGGAUGGUUCAGAGUGGGCAACACAUGGAGGAAAAUAUCCGGUUAACUAUAAAUAUGCACCAUUUGUAGCAUCAUUAGGAGAGCUAGAAAUUGAAGGCUGCAGUUUGAUGCAGACAACAAACUCAUCGUCUAUAGGUUCAUGCUCAAAAAACAUAGCGCAUUCAAGCUUUGAUCCACUUGAAGGAGACGAAUAUAUAAAGCUAACGAAACAACAAAUGGUUGGUCUAAAUUGGGCUCGAACAAAGCAUAUGUUUUACUCUUAUUGCAAAGAUACUUCUAGAUACAAAGUUGUUCCACCAGAAUGCCAUGCUUAGUUAAUGUGGCCCUUUAAUUAAUUAUGUUGUUGAUCCACUUAUACAAUUAUAAAUUAUUGUAAUGAUAUUUAUACACAUAGUUUAACUAGCUAUUAUUAUAUAAACUUUGUAAAAUAAUAUAUUAUUAUGCGUUCGCCUUUAUGGUAAAUUUAGUACCU